Thlaspi arvense is the source of this 270-nucleotide messenger RNA. The record is from the annotation of a GenBank genome assembly. Lineage: Eukaryota; Viridiplantae; Streptophyta; Magnoliopsida; Brassicales; Brassicaceae.
AUGAACGACUUCAAUUUUGGAUCAACCAUAGUAGGCAGAGUCCUACAUCUCAUGAUGCUGUUGAUGAAUAUGCAUCUGAUAAUGCAACAAACUUCUGGAGAAAGUAUCAGAUGGGGCUUUGGCACUCUAGUGGAGCGAUGCUUGACAGAGCUGAGAAAAUUGGGAAUAGAACAGCAACUGUGGGAAGCAUCACGAAAGGAGAUUGACCUGCCAUCUGCAGCUGCAAAUGGCAAUACCAAACCUGCUGCAGAAUCGGAGGCAUCUUCCUGA